Messenger RNA from Syngnathus acus (greater pipefish), 4479 nucleotides. RefSeq names its product collagen alpha-1(XXV) chain. The coding region runs from base 36 to 2057 and encodes 673 amino acids. The record is from RefSeq and is a predicted model, not a curated record. NCBI's taxonomy places the organism in Eukaryota, Metazoa, Chordata, Actinopteri, Syngnathiformes, Syngnathidae. The transcript has 38 exons.
ACGCCUCGUGACCGUCAACCCGCGCCGUAAUUCGGAUGGAGCGUGGAGCGUCCACGGGGAACAUGGACGAGAAAGUGACCCCUCGGCGUCGAGCCGCCAGCGUCAUCCCGUCGCUGUGCUCGGUAGCGUCCAUCGCCUUCUGCGUGGUGCUCAGCAUCCACGCAGCAGACGUCAGGCGCCGGCUGGCGGGUUUGGAGCGCGGCGCGGACGCGUCGACGCGCGCCCCCGCCGACGAUUUGGAUGCGUUGGUUGCGCAAAAAGUCAACGAGAUGCUCUCCCAGCGUUCUUAUGAGCAAUUCGUCAAGAUCCGGAGCGCCCGGCAAGCGUCACCUGAAUGCAACUGUCCUCCAGGACCUCCAGGGAAACGAGGAAGGCGAGGCCGUAAUGGAGAACCCGGACCUCCUGGCCCUCCAGGUCCAAGGGGUGAAAAGGGGGAUCAAGGCGACCAGGGACCACGGAUGGUCUUCCCUAAGAUCAAUCAUGGCUUUCUUUCUGCUGACCAGCAGCUCAUAAAGCGACGUCUCAUUAAGGGGGACCAGGGGCAAGCAGGACCACCUGGACCUCCAGGGCCCCCGGGUCCACCAGGCCCACGGGGGCCCCCAGGGGACACUGGCAAAGAUGGACCAAGGGGCGUACCAGGGGCACCGGGUGAUCCAGGGAACUCAGGAGACAUCGGACCGAUGGGACCAGAGGGGCCUCCAGGACUCAAGGGUUCUUUGGGGCCGCCUGGCAUUCCAGGUGUUGAUGGACUGAAGGGGGAUCUUGGCAUCCCAGGACUGGACGGCAUCCCAGGAGCCAAGGGUGAAAUGGGAGAGCGAGGUGAAAAGGGCGAUAUGGGGGAAGAAGGACCAAAAGGUGAAAUUGGGGAAAAGGGGGAUGCAGGCUCCUCUGCGGCAGGCAUCAAGGGUGAACCCGGCGAGCCCGGAAGAAGCGGAUACAAGGGAGAGCCGGGACUUCCAGGGCUGCCUGGACUGCCAGGGAUUAAGGGUGAGCCAGGAUUCCUCGGUCCUCAGGGAGAGCCAGGCCUCCCAGGCCUUCCAGGUACUAAGGGCGAGAGGGGUGAGCACGGACCGCCCGGGAAAGGCGAACGAGGCGAUUUGGGACCCGUCGGCCCAAAGGGCGCGCAAGGAGAGGCGGGCACACCUGGUACCAAAGGCUCAAAGGGCGAAAAUGGCGAUAAAGGAGACUUUGGGCCCGAGGGGCCAAAGGGCCCACCUGGGCAAAAAGGAGACCAGGGCGCCACAGAAAUUAUCGACUACAACGGGAAUAUUCAGGAAGCGCUGCAGAAGAUUACCACUCUUACAGUGACGGGCCCGCCGGGUCCUCCCGGGCCCGUAGGACCCCACGGUAUGAAGGGCGACCGCGGCAUGCCUGGCCUCCCGGGACUUGACGGAGAACGUGGCUACAAGGGUUCCAAGGGAGAUAUGGGAAUGCCCGGAGCAUCGGGGGAUAAAGGAGCAACCGGUUUACCCGGCUUACCAGGUGUCAACGGGGUGAAAGGGGACAAAGGAGAUUCGGGUCUGCCGGGUCCCCAAGGUUCCUCGAUUAUUGGCCCUCCAGGGGCACCGGGACCUCACGGGCCUCCGGGACCCAUGGGACCCCAUGGUUUCUCCGGACCAAAGGGUGAACCCGGUUUGCACGGUACAAAGGGGGCACGUGGAGAACCAGGCCACAAAGGGGACAGAGGACCUUUAGGUCUCCCUGGAGCCUCCGGCUUGGACGGCAAGCCCGGGAUUAGGGGUACCGACGGGCCUUUGGGUCCAGCUGGUCCGGCCGGCCCAAAGGGGGACAGGGGCGAGCGAGGGGCGACAGGGGACCCGGGACCGAGGGGGCCCUACGGAUUACCAGGAGCAGCAGGAACACCAGGCUUGGAUGGGUUGCCCGGGUUGAGAGGCGAGAAAGGCGACCUUGGGGAAAGAGGAGAGAAGGGAGAGAAGGGAAAGAAGGGCAAAAAAGGGCCUAAGGGCGAGAAAGGAGAACAGGGUGCCCCUGGAUUAGAUGCACCCUGCCCAUUGGGUCCCGACGGCUUACCGAUGCCCGGCUGCUGGCAGAAGUGAUCACUCUAACCUGAACCGCAUGGAGUUUGUAAAUAAUCUUUUUUUUUUUUUGUUGGUAUUUAUAUUUUUUUUAAUGGGAUUUUGAAAAAGAGAAGUGUAUGAGGAUGCAAAACCAACAACAAAAGAAACCCUGGGAUGUGUCACGCCCCAAAACCUGCUUCUACUCACAUCACAUCAUCGUGUGGGGAAAACAAAAUGUCCGCUUUCUCACAUUCACCUUGUUCGUGUUUGUGUAUGUUGGGUGGUUUGUUCGGAGCUUGUGGCGGAACUUUACAACCUCCCACACUGGAGUGCCACAGGGCUCUGGCUUGGGCGCUUGGACUCACAGACAGGAAGACGUUUUUGUGUUGUCACCACCCACCAACGCACGCAGCAUUAAAAAAAAAAAAAAAAAAAAAAAAAGACAAAACCUCGCAAAAGCAUGCUGAUAUGUCUUGUGCGCACACUGUUUUGGCUUCUGCAGAGGAAAAACUAACCACAACAAAAAAAGAGAGAUUCCAUUUUUUUUUUAAUUUCCAUUUUUUGCUGAAUCUUCCCAAGGGAGUCACGCCGUGGCUGGUCGCCUGAAAAGUCCCCAAAGCGAAAGGUGUUUGUUGCUUUAAUGCGUCUGCCCGCCGUGCCUGCAAGAGGCGUUGAUGGGCGCCGCCCCGCCCCGCCCUGCCGGGUCCGGGGAGCCCGCACCUCUUUCGGCUGCACUGAUAACAAUCCACAAAGGGUUUUAAUUGAGACGGGUCCCCCACUUUUGAGCCGGGGACGGUCUCGGCGGAAACGGUUGAGGAUCUACUGAGUGUUGAUGGAAUGCAGUCAUGGUUUUUGGUUUUAUUUUAUUGGAAUUCAGUUUUUGGUUGGUCUUGCUAAAGCUCCAAGCAACCUGACAUGUUGCGUCGUCUGUUUGGUUGCCUGUUGGAAAAAAAACAGACAUGAGUAAUCCCGAUCUCAAUUUGUGUGUUUGACUGUUUGUCCCGCGGCUCUCCUUGCCCACGUGACUUUCUUGGUGUACAUUACAGAUUAAACUUUUGGCGAAAAGGCCAAACAGAAAAACGCUGUCAACAAAGAUAUGACACAACAGGAUGAGGGCGCUUUGGCAACGUGACGCUACGAUGACGUUUUGUUUUUUCUUGUUUUCUAUUUGGUGUAUGAUAGCCUUUGGUGCCUGGAGCUGUUAUUCAUUCCUUUAUCACAAACCUUAUAAGCAUCUUUUCAUUUAUUGUUGAUUGGAGAGGAAUUUAUGUAGUGAAAUGUGUCGUUUUUGGGGUUUUUUCUUCACAAUUGUUCAGCUUUAAGUAGGUGCAAACAACAAACACACGGGUGGCGUCAGUUCACUGCAUGAACACUCGCGUUAUAUCGCGAGAAGUCCUAAACGGAACACCCACGAGACCAUUUUGGUGCAUUUUGUUUCUUGAGUCGCUGCUAUGCCAGCUUUUUUUUUUCUUCUUCCCAAAUAUUCACCAAUUUCUUUGUUGUCGGGUCGUUUAUGUAUGACGCGAUUUCUUUGCAUAUAUGAUGUAUUUGUAUUUGAUGACAUAAUUUAUUUUUCUAUGAUUUCUUGGAUUGCUUGGGUUUUCCAAGCAACAUUCCCGUACGUGUCUCACUCGGGCGUCGCCAUGACGACACAUCUGCUUUUGUAUCGGUGACCUGAAUGUUGUUGGGCCCAGCUAUUGCGAUACGUUUUGCUUUUCUUCCCUCACUUGUUUGCAUUGAAUGUAGUUUGGUCUCUAAAUCUCUCUAUAUAUCUAUAUAUAUAUAUGUGUGUGUGUACUUGUAUUCUGUAUAGUGGAUGAGUUCAUGUACUGUUGAGAUGUGCUCAUUUGACAAAAAGUGCAAUUUUAUGAUCACCUCGUGUGUGUGUGUGCGUGCGUGCCUGUGUGUGUGCGUGUGUGCACGCGCGCGUCCGUGCGUGUGCGUGCGUGUAUGUGUGUAAUGCAACAUGAGUGAUUUCUGCGGCCCCCGUUUCAAAUAUACCACUUGGAGAGGACAACAAAUAAUAGAAAACUAGACUUCAGAUUUUAAAUUCAACAUUGACCCUUCCUCUAGUUUUUUUUUCUGCAAAUGAUUUGGUGUUUGUCCUCACAUGGUGCUGUGUUUUUAGCGUGUGCAGCUAUUUUUUUUAAUGAGUUUUUGGUUUUGAUUGUGUUUUUUAAUGUGCACAAGUGCCAAAGUAAUCCAAUCCAAUAUUUUGCCAUUCAAAAAUCUACAAAAGACUCUGAAAUGCUACAUGUGGUUUUGGAACAAAGCGCAAACAGUUGUGUGAGUUGAAAUAUAGCUAUUUGUAUUAUUUGGGAUUGUGUUCUGUGUUUCUGUUCUGAAUUUGUACUAUUUUUUUUUUUUUUUUUUUACCCAUUUAAUUGACAUUUCUUUGAAGAAAAAUCAUGCUCAUGUGACUGUACUGUUGGAGCCAAAUAAAUGCAGUCUUUCAAUUGCA